Molecule: messenger RNA, 1842 nt
Organism: Synchiropus splendidus (mandarinfish)
Lineage: Eukaryota; Metazoa; Chordata; Actinopteri; Syngnathiformes; Callionymidae
Gene: vimr2
Product: vimentin-related 2
Exons: 10
Coding region: 12-1142 (376 amino acids)
Biological process (GO): skeletal muscle organ development
Cellular component (GO): cell-cell junction; sarcolemma; Z disc
Source: RefSeq, a predicted model, not a curated record
CCUCGCUGAUCAUGGCAAUGCUCCGGCUGUCUUCGUACCGCAGGCUGUUCGAGGAACAGAACUGGAGUCGAAAUGGAUCAUUCAGGAUGUCGGGUGCUGUGCCCUAUUCCACCACAGUGAGGUCCAGGGCUGGAGCUGUGGAUGACUGCGACUGUGACAAAUUGGACUUUGAAAGUGCAAAGGUUCUCAAUAAGGAGGGCCUGAGUCAGUUUGUCCAAGACCGCACCGUCAUUGCUGCCCUGAAUGACCGCCUGGUCCGACUUAUUGAGCUGGCGCGGUGUAUUGAGGAGGAGAAUGAAGCUCUUGAAUGCCAGAUCGAUGAUCUCAAAGGACGGGUGGAGUGUCAGAAAGUGUCUGGUGUUGUGGCUGCGUCAGGUUACAGUCUGGAUGCAGUGGUGGAGCGGCUUCGACGGGACAGGGAUGAGAUUCUUUGUGUGACUGAGAAAUCGUUGAAACAAUUAGGUGAUCUAAAGGUGGAGCAUGAGAAGGCUGUCCAGAAACGGAUGAUUGUCCAGCUGCAGCACCAGGACAUUGCUGAGGAAGUGGAUGUCGUGACAGCUGAGUGUUUGGCACUGAGGGAGCAGGCUCACAUCUAUGAGCAGCAGCUGGCAAAUAUGGAGGCUCAGCACAAGAUGGAGGUGGAAAAUCUCCUGACUGACGGCGCAGCAACAGCGAUGAGAGCCAUGAAAUUCAGCAGCCCAGAUCUGUCUUCAGCCUUGGAUGUAAAGGCACACUACUGCCAGCUAGUGGAUGAACUCCAGUGUGAGUGCGGCUCUUCCUUCACCACCUUGGCUGCGACUGGUGAUGGAACACAGGCUUCAGUGGGAGAAGCUGUGAGGUGGACAGGCAAAGACAUGUCCAAGAGGGAGGAUGAUGCUGAAAUAAAGCUGCUCAUGGCAGAGCGGCAGAAGGAGCUGGCUGAGCUGGAGAAGUGCAGUGAGGAGCUGGAGGAUGAAAUUGAGAUGAGGAAGGGGACGUACGCCGAGGAGAUUGCAGAGUUGGAGUGUCGUGUGGCUGAAAUGAAGCGUCAGGAGACGGAGCUGGACGUGCAAAUGAAGGAGCAGUGUGAGGACUAUGAUGAGCUGAUGAUGGAGAAGAUGGCCAGAGACAUGGAGAUCGCUGCCUACAGACGGUGUUUCUGAAGAUAUUCCUCUGAACAAAGGGAUGAUGACAUCAUCAGGAAGUGACCGUGAAAACUCCGCCGAGGUGCUCCCACCAUCUGGUGCGUUCGCUGACAUACUUCAGUCGCUGCCCUGAUCUUCCUCUGCAGUCCUGAGCUCGGAGCCUCAUUAGAAUGGGUGAAGGAAGACCUCAUGCUGUUUGGACCGUGCGCUGGACCCGGGCCAGCUCUUCUCCACGCCGGCCUGUUAAUGUCAGCUCGCCCCCCCCGUCAACCUUUACACCCAUUUCCAGAUUCGCCACAGUUUUAUGCCCCUCACAACAACAAAAACAGUCCCACAGACGUUGGAGACGCAGACGCCAGAUUCACCUCCUUUCCCUUUCUUUAGUUCCUAGAGUUUCAUCAUCCGUGAUUAAGACCAUGAAUUAGAAAUGAAAAUGGCGGUUGUUUGUUCCCUCUGGUGUUGUGGCAAACAGUCUGCACAACUGAUGCCCCCAGGCGACAAUUACUGUGAGGCUGGUCGCCUGUGAAGGCAUCUCUGGCUCGUACGGACAGAUGCUCCCACGUUCCCUCCGACGCCUUAUCCUCACUUCACUUCUUCUGUCCAGACAUGGCAACAAGUAGCACAAGUAAACACUCACAUAUUGGCUCAGACGGAGGAGGCUGGCGUUCCAGCAUUGCAGUGGAGCGUGUGCUAAGUGUGAGCCUUAGAUUCUGAUGUA